UUCUUUGUAUUCCUAGCACUAUUUUUAAUGUUGCUUGUUAUUUAUGUCUAAAGGGUCUUUUGCACUUGGCGAUCAAAGUCUAGAUGUGAUACUAUCCAAGGAAGCUUUGCCCUCACUGACUGACCUUAUCAACCACCAGCCUUGGGGGAGAUCCAACCUUGGAGGAGCCCAGCAGCUCGUGGCCCAGUGUUGGACAUUGGUUUUAGUUUUAUCCCCAUCCAAUGAUUUUAAUUUAAAGGCACAUUUUUAUCAACCAAAUCUAGGCUUGCUUGGCAAGAGGGGCAUCUGAGCUAGGUGUCUCCAUCUAGAUUAGUAUCGAGUUCUCUCUUGGUCUUGAAGCUGGUCCAGCCAGCUGCAAUGCCUUAAAGAUUAGAUGACAGUCAGAAACACGUCAGCAGUACCACAGGGUAGCCACUUAAUGUCCAGCAUCCUUUUAUUACCCAGAGACAUCUAGGAGGAACUCCUUUUUCAGAGCAGACGGCCCAGCUCCAACCUCGUGGGUGACAAAGUUGAUAACUGCUUUGUAAUAAAGAGGGAACAGGCAAAGUGAAUUUGGUAAGGGAUGAGUUAUGGGUUCCAGGUAGCCAAACAAAAAUAAAAACAGGCUACGUUGCCACAAAAAAAGAGCAGAAGAUGCCAGAAGAAGUACAGGUGUUUGUCCCCAAUGUCUAAGAAGCGCAAGAGAGGCAUAUGCCCCUGUGUUUCACUGUCUGCAUGGAAUACACACCAGCCGCACGACUCCCCCUGCAGCUUUCUGUAGCGUCAGUGGUCCAGAUGCUGGUCUCUCUGCUAAGCACUCUGUUUUCACUCACUUCAGUCCGGGACUGUCUUGAUUGUGUCUUGAUGUGCCUUAGAGUGGAGAUGAUCCCCAAACUUAUAGCUGCUGUUCUUCUGCUGAGUCUGGGUUUGGAAGGCUGUUCCAGCCAGCACUGGUCCUAUGGGUUGCGCCCUGGAGGAAAGAGAAGUGCGGAACCCUUGGUCGAUUCUUUCCAAGAGAUGGGCAAAGAGGUGGAUCAACCAGCAGAACCCCAGCACUUCGAAUGCACUGUCCACUGGCCCCGCUCGCCCCUCAGGGACCUGCGAGGAGCUCUGGUGAGUCACCGUGGUCACUGCGCAGAGCUAGAGUCAGGAAGGCCACCACCUCAGAGCCACCCGAGUCACUCCUGCGCAGGGCCCUCGACAUCUUGCAGCGUGUCCCCUCUGUGCAGAUAGCACUCAUGUUUGUAAACUGCUUUUCUCUUAGUUGAUAUAAACGUGUCUGUAUACCCCUUAUAUAAUAAUCCCAGAUUCAGCCUUUGGAAUGG
Molecule: messenger RNA, 1304 nt
Organism: Chionomys nivalis (European snow vole)
Lineage: Eukaryota; Metazoa; Chordata; Mammalia; Rodentia; Cricetidae
Gene: Gnrh1
Product: gonadotropin releasing hormone 1
Exons: 2
Coding region: 691-1212 (173 amino acids)
Biological process (GO): multicellular organism development
Cellular component (GO): extracellular region
Molecular function (GO): gonadotropin hormone-releasing hormone activity
Source: RefSeq, a predicted model, not a curated record